Hermetia illucens (black soldier fly) is the source of this 2160-nucleotide messenger RNA. RefSeq names its product ethanolaminephosphotransferase 1. Gene Ontology annotation, molecular function: ethanolaminephosphotransferase activity. The coding region runs from base 747 to 1940 and encodes 397 amino acids. Gene Ontology annotation, cellular component: Golgi apparatus; endoplasmic reticulum membrane. Lineage: Eukaryota; Metazoa; Arthropoda; Insecta; Diptera; Stratiomyidae. Gene Ontology annotation, biological process: phosphatidylethanolamine biosynthetic process. The record is from RefSeq and is a predicted model, not a curated record. The transcript has 9 exons.
AGUAUUCCCCGAACGACAGUGCUCAGCCCCCACUGGCUGAUGUCUAGCCACUGAAAUUCUAGGGCUCAAGUGGUGGAGAUUAAUAUCACGGCUCGCCCGCCAGCACAAUUCCGGAUUCUAUCAACUUGCAGUGAUAAGACUGAUAACGGCGCGGGUAAUGGCUGAGGGUUACUCGCUCCAGUGAUAACAGUGCUCAGUUCCAGCACUGGAUGGCUGGUAGUUCUAGUCACGCACCGUCAUUAGUCGGUUCAUUUAUUGACUAUUCAAAACGUUCUCGGAGCUCCAACAAGCCCCCGCGAGUGAAGAUACUUGAAAUCUCCGCCAAGUGUCCUAGACAUCUUUAAAUAUUAAAAAGAAAAUCUUGCACUGAGUUCGUCGUUGAACAAACGUGUUUCCGCUAAUAGAUCAGCAUCAGAUUGUUAAUACUAAAAUCUUAAUUGCAAAGCUCGCAAUUGUGCUGGAGCUGCAAAGUGAAUAAUAGCGUUCGCCAUUCCAUGAGCUUAGGUUUAAGGUCGUCCGUUCGCGCAAGCAAAUUGUGAAAAAUGUCUGCGUCAGACUGAACCUAUUCGUAGUUUGGCAUAGUACGUAGUCGAGCUGAAGCUUUCGCAAGUGCAUGGUGGAAUAAUUGUGUUUUGAUUAGAAAUUUACGACUGAACGUAGGAAAAGCUCACACUCGGCCACUGCGUCACUGAGCCCCACAUCGCCUGACCCAUUCAAGAGCAGCUGAACCCAAAGGUCGGAGAAAAAUGCUGGGCAUGAAAUAUUUAUCAGAAACCCACUUGAAGGGUUUCGACCGGUACAAGUACAAUAGCAUCGAUACAAGUUUCCUUAGCGUGUAUAUUAUGCAUCCGUUCUGGAAUGAAUGUGUUAAGAUAGUUCCACGUUGGGUAGCACCCAAUCUUUUAACAUUUAGUGGUUUCCUGCUAACAAUCCUCAAUUUUCUAAUAAUUGGAUAUUUUGAUUGGGGAUUUGAUGCGGCAAAUGGUGAUAAAAAUACAGUUCCUAGAUACAUUUGGCUUAUAGCAGCUAUUAAUAUAUUCGUAGCAUAUACCUUAGACGGAAUCGACGGAAAGCAAGCACGACGCACCGGAACAAGUGGUCCUUUAGGUGAACUAUUUGAUCAUGGGGUGGACUCCUACUCAAGUGUGCUAGUACCAAUCUAUAUGUUCUCAUUAUUUGGAACACUCGACUUACCACCGAUUAGAAUGUUCUUUGUGAUUUGGAACGUAUUCUUGAACUUUUAUUUAUCACAUUUCGAAAAGUACAAUACAGGCGUCAUGUUCCUACCAUGGGGCUACGACUUUACAAUGUGGGGUGUUACAUUAACACUAUUUGCAAGCUGGUGCUUUGGUCCAGAAAUAUGGAGGCAUCGGUUACCGUAUGGAAUUGUACCUGCCCGCGUUUUCGAAUUUAUACUCAUUUCAUCUGGCCUUGUCACUAGUCACCCAAUUAUUAUUAAGAAUAUUUAUAAUUCAUACCGAAAACGUACUGGAAAAAUGCGUCCCAUCCUUGAAGCCCUUCGUCCUUUAUAUCCAUUCGGUUUGCUCUUCGUAAUAACCACACUUUGGGUUUGGUACUCAAGGAAUCAAAUCCUGGAUUUGGAGCCAAGAAUAAUGUUUGUACUUUUUGGAACGAUAUUUUCUAAUAUUUCGUGUCGUCUGAUCGUAGCCCAAAUGUCAGAUACUCGAACUGAUGCGUGGAAUGCAUUGAUGUGGCCACUGUGCUUCGUUGCAUUUAUGUCCUGCGUACCUGUGGACGAACUGCUCGGAUUUGCCCCCAUAACAGUGCACACAGAACGGUGGAUGGUCUACAUGUUGACGACAUUUGCAACUUUUGCACAUAUUCAUUACGGACAUGGAAUAGUGCGUGAAAUGUGUGAUCAUUUCAAUAUUAAAUGUUUCAGAAUUACCAAACCUAUCGCCGGUAUGGAUGGAGUUUAAGCAAUACAAUUUCAGGGGGAAUACAGGUAACGACGAAAUGGAAAGAAUCUAUGCACGAUUGAGUGUAAGACUGAACUUUGAUUAAUUUGGCCAGAAUAUCGUUUGCCACAAUAUUUCCCUAAGUUUCCUAUACUUUUUCUAGUUUUAGAGAAAAUCGAAUGUAUAUAAACUUUUAUCUUGUACUUGUUAAAACCGAUGUAAUAAAUAAAGACGAUAAGAA